AUGCCGGGAGGGAGCCUUUUCCUAACUGACGUUCCUCCAAGCAGACGCGUCUCCUGCCAGGGCUCUGGUGGCUCACUGCCAACCUCCAGCUCCGGUAAACAGAAUCCUGCCCGUGUUCUCCCUGUGUUCACAGGUAAGGCAAACUGCCCUCACUAUGCCAGAGCUGAACUCCUGGCUGACUAUCUCCAGGCUAACUUGCCAGACUUCAGGGUUCACAAGAUCACUCAGCACCCUGACAAAUGGGAGCAGUGGCUUCAUGACAUUUGUGAAAUGAAUGGAUGGGAACACAGAGGGUCUCCUAUCGUUUGGAGAGAACUGUUGGACCGUGGAGGGAAGGGUCUGCUUCUGGGAGGAGUUAAUGAUUUUCUGGAAUAUGCUCAGCACUAUUAUGGCAUCACCUCAAUGAUGUCGAGUGAGGAAAUGUUAGACAUUGCUGAGGAGAACCUGCAAGCGCAUAUUGAAAUUGAAAAAGAAGAGGAAGAGAUUAAAAGUCUUAUCAAGCCUUUGCAGAUCUGGAUCACCAGUGCAUCAGCUUCAAUCUGUUAUCAGCUGAUCCCUCUGCUGGCCAAUGGAGAAGUGUUUGGGAUGACCACAGAAAUCAGUAUCCAUUUGCUUGACACUGACCAGUUUAAGGACAUUCUUUGCGGUAUUGUAAUGGAAGCUGAAGACAUGGCGUUCCCACUCCUCCACAGUAUUUCAGCGCACACUGAAAUAGAUGAGGCUUUUAUUCAAGCCGAUAUUAUCAUUGUUCUUGAUGAUGUCCUCUUAAACCAUGAAGUCCAAUCCCUUGAGAACUACAUCAGAGAAGUGAGUGAGAUCUGUCAAGUGUAUGCUCCCCUGAUUGAGAAGAAUGCCAAGAGUGGGGUCAGAGUAAUUUCAUCAGGAAAAACCUUUGUAAACCUUAAGGCGAUGAUGAUUAUGACAUAUGGCAAGUCCAUUAAGCCUGAAAAUGUCAUUGCCGUUGCAACAUCCUGGGAAAGUGCAGCUAAAGCCAUGCUGGCCAGGAAGCUGAAUAUGAAUGCAGCAGGAGUUAAAGACGUGAUUGUUUGGGGCAAUAUUACUGGCUGUAACUACAUCGAUUUGUCACAUGCAAAACUUUAUGGAUAUGACUGUGCUAUCUGGGGCCCAGCUAAUUUUCCACGUCCUUUGUUGAAUAUGAUUUAUGAUAGCGAGUGGAUCCAUUCAGAAUUUCUAUCUGCACAGAGUUCACUGAGUUCCCGGGUCUGUCAUUGUGUGGGAAUGUUACCUGCUCACGCAGUAGCCACUGUACUGAGACACUGGUAUCACGGCUCUCCUCCUGGGGAGAUCGUUUCUGUGGGAAUACUUACUAAAGGUCAAUUUUGCGUUCCUGAAGGGAUUGUCUUCUCUAUGCCAGUGAGGUUCCAGAAUGGUAACUGGGAAGUCAUGACAGAAUUAGAAAUUAAUGAAACGACCCAAGAAGUUCUGGGACGCUUAGCCCAUGAGCUCAUUCAGGAAAAGCUCAUUGCACUAAGGGAAAUAAAAGAAAUGCAUCCGUAUGGAGCUGAUAAAAUCACUAGUAAAAAAUAUUUGUGUCAAGGAAAAGACUACAGACACGAUAAGAUUUUCUUGAUAAAUGCAGAGUUUAAUUAUUCCACUAAUCAUGACCCUGAUUAA
Molecule: messenger RNA, 1635 nt
Organism: Pygoscelis adeliae (Adelie penguin)
Lineage: Eukaryota; Metazoa; Chordata; Aves; Sphenisciformes; Spheniscidae
Gene: MDH1B
Product: malate dehydrogenase 1B, NAD (soluble)
Exons: 10
Coding region: 1-1635 (544 amino acids)
Biological process (GO): malate metabolic process; tricarboxylic acid cycle; oxaloacetate metabolic process
Molecular function (GO): L-malate dehydrogenase (NAD+) activity
Source: RefSeq, a predicted model, not a curated record